Molecule: messenger RNA, 3822 nt
Organism: Phascolarctos cinereus (koala)
Lineage: Eukaryota; Metazoa; Chordata; Mammalia; Diprotodontia; Phascolarctidae
Source: RefSeq, a predicted model, not a curated record
AUGACUUACUGUGGGAGUUCAUUUAUACCACUGACGUUCCAAGAUGUGGCUGUGGACUUCACCUGGGAGGAAUGGGGGCUCUUGGAACCUUCUCAGAAGGACAUGUAUUGGGAUGUGAUGCUGGAGAACUAUGAGAAUUUUGUCUCCCUUGGAGGCGUUCCUGUUUCCCUGCCAGAUGUGAUUUCCCGGAUGGAAAGAAUAGAAGCCCCAUGGAUGGCAGAGGGAGGAGUCCUGGUUACAACUUUCCUAGAUUCUCUUAGUCAGAAGACAAGAUGUGAAACCAAGGAGAUAACCGAGAAGUGGGACAUUUUUGUGGGAGAACCAUUUAAAAAGAGAUUCAUAAAGGAAGGGCCCCGGCCUUCCACAUUGGGAGAAACUUGGGAUUGUGGUGACAGGUUAGAUAGGCAGAAGGGAAACCAAGAAACACAGUCUCAGGAGGUAACAAUCCCUAAUGAAUCUGUUCAUGAAUGUAACCUAUUUGGGAGAAAGCUCAAUCUGGGGUCAGUUGCUACUCCACAGCAGAGAGUUCAUAUAGGAGAAAGUCUUCGUAAAUACAGCACUCUUGGAAGGAGUUUAAAGCAGUUUUUUGACCCACUUAAACCUAAGAGAAUCCGCAUUGGGAAGAAACUCAAGUGUAGUAAAUGCAGGAAGCCUUUCAGUUACCAGUCAAACGUUAUUUUUUAUCAUAGAAUCCAUCCUCGAGGGAAACCCCAUAAAUGUAAUGAAUGUAACAAAUCUUUCAGCAGGAAAGGAAGCCUUAAUGCACAUGAACUAAUUCAUAUUGGAGAGAAACGGUUUGAAUGUAGUACCUGUGGGAGAGGCUUCAGAUACCAUUCAUCCCUUAAGCAACAUCAAAUAAUUCAUACUACUGAGAAACCCUAUAAAUGCAGUGAAUGUGGGAAAGGCUUUAGUCAGAGAGGAAUCCUUAAGACACAUAAAAUCAGUCAUACUAGAGAAAACCACUUGGAAUGUAAUGUAUGUGUGAAAGGCUUCAGAUAUAGUGCAUCCAUUAGAGUACAUAAGAAAAUUCAUACUGGAAAGAAACCACAUAUAUGUAAUGAAUGUGGGAAAGCCUUCACCCUGAAGGGAAACCUUAGAACUCAUAAGAGACUUCAUACAGCUGAGAACCCUUUUGAAUGUAAUGAAUGUGGGAAAGUCUUCAUGGUGAGAAGAGAUCUUAAUAAACACAAGAGAAUUCAUACUGGUGAGAAACCCUAUAUAUGUAAUGAAUGUGGGAAAGCCUUCAGGUGGAAUGAAAGUCUUAAAUCACACAAGAGAAUUCAUACUGGAGAGAAGCCCUAUGUAUGUAAUGAAUGUGGGAAAGCAUUCACCAAUUAUCAAAGCCUAACUCAUCAUCAAAUAUUUCAUACUGGAGAGAAAACCUUUCAGUGUAGUGAAUGUGAGAAAGCUUUCACCCAGAGAGCCAAUCUUAAUCAACAUAGGAGAAUUCAUACUGGAGAGAAACCCUAUAUAUGUAAUGAAUGUGGGAAAGCCUUUAAUGUGAUGGGAAACCUUAAAAGACAUAUGAGAAUUCAUACAGGAGAGAAACCUUAUAAAUGUAAUGAGUGUGGAAAAGCAUUCACCAAUCAUCAAAGCCUAAUUCAUCAUCAAAUAUUUCGUACAGGAGAGAAAACUUUUCAAUGUAAUGAAUGUGAAAAAGCCUUCACCACAAAGGGAUAUCUUAAUACACAUAAAAGAGUUCAUACUGGAGAAAAACCCUAUGUAUGUAAUGAAUGUGGUAAGUCAUUUAAUAUGAAGAGAACUCUGACCAUGCAUAAAUUAACUCAUACUGGGGAGAAACCCUUUGAAUGUAAUGAAUGUGGGAAAGCUUUCAGCCAGAAAGGAAGUCUUAAAACACAUAAGAGAAUUCAUACCGGAGAGAAACCCUAUAAAUGUAAUGAAUGUGAAAAAGCUUUUACCAAUCAACAAAGUUUAACUUACCAUCAAGUCUGUCAUACCAGGUAGAGACCCUUUCAGUGUAAUGAAUGUGGGAAAACCUUCAUCCAGAAAGGAAAACUUAAUAGACAUUCAAUAACUCAUAGGGGAAUGAAACUAUACAUCUGUAAUGAAUGUGGAAAAGCCUUUAACCAGAUGGGAAAUCUUAAUACACAUAAAAUAACUCAUACUGGAGAAAAACAGUUUGAAUUACUUAAUUCUAGGAAGCCAUAAAAUACAUAAAAGAAUCCAUACUGGAAAGAAUCCAUAUAAAUAAAUGAAUGUGAAAGCCUUCAAGUAUCAAAGCCUAAAUUAUCAAUAUUUCAUACUGAUGAGAAAGUAUUUCUCUAUAAUGAAUGUUGGAAAGCUUUCAACUGGAAGGAAACCAUUAAUUCAUGAAAGAGAAUUCACUCAGUGAGGUGCCUUUUCUAUUUAAUUAAUAUGGGAAAACUGACCAAAAUUCAAGGCCCAAUUCGUUUUGUAUUCAAGGGAAACCAUUCCAGUGUAAUGAAUGUGCUUAAAGAACAUCAGAAUUCUUAGUGGAAACAGAUGUUGUGUCCAAAUUUUAUUGUACAUAAUGAAAUUCAUAGUAGAUACACCCACCCCCUGCUUUGAAUAUAAACAAUGUAGGAAAAUGUUCAGGUCCAGCCCAUAUCAAAUAAUUUGUAUUGGAGUAAAAUCCACUUAAAAGUUAAGGAAACUUGGGAAGGCUUUAGGAAAAGUACGUAACUCUACAUCUAUGGAUAUUGAAUGGGCACUCAUCCGUAAAUGUAUUCUGAUUCAUUCGCAGCCCAGCGCUUUCCAGGUAACCUCAGCCUGAGUGAAAUGAGUGGUUGAUAGGGAGGGAGCAGAGUUAAUGAGAGCCUAACAUACCUUCUAAGGAAACUAUGCAGAGAGGCAGGGAGAAAGCCAAGAUGAAUUGAUAUAGAAGAUGGAUUACUGUACUCUACUUGGACUUGGAGAGAUGAAUCAUAGUUAGAAAUUGUAAAGAGGCAGUUUUCAGUUCAUUAUAAGAAAGGAACACUGCAAAACUUGAGUCUAGCUGGAAAGCAGCAAUUAGGCAUAAUAAUAAAAGACAGGAUUGUGGAACCUAUGUGUUUCAACUAGGUCUUGUUUUAUCCCACAGUUUCAGUUCCAUGCUACUCAUAAACUAUUUUUGAUGGGCCUAAGCCCCAGCAUACAUGUAACUUCCUUGGGAGUUUAAGAGCCACUGUCUAAAUGCUUUUUGAGGACACAGACUCAUGAUCAGUAAUAUAAUGGGAGUUAUGAGGAAUGAUCUAACGCAAAGUCAGAUAGUAGUGAGUACCAUGGGCUUAAACUCAGCAUCAGACGAUAGGAUUCAGAAGAAAAGAGAACUUGGGGGCAUUUUGUUGGCUUUUGUUAAUUUCCCAGAUGAGUGUCAUGUAUAUAAUAUGUCCAGGCUGUGCACUAAAAGUAUUAGUUUGCCCUUUGUAAGUUAAGGCCUUCUAAAGACUGCACUUUAUUUAAGAACAGAAAGCAGAGGUGUAGCCCUUAAUGCCAGAAGUGCUGCACAGUAUAGCUCAGUGACCAUAAAAUCAUCAGAGGCAACACAGUGGAGUUGGAAUAUGACAAUUACCAGAAGAUGUCAGUAUUUCUGCAAUAUGGAGAUGCAUUGCCCUGGUCACACAUGUGCCAUGGCUACAUCAGUACCUGAUUUGUUUGCCUUAAUAUGUGUUCUUUUGUGUGUGUGAAUAUUCUUUUCCAGUGAUAUUGUAACCUGUGGAAUGUAUGCCCCAUGUGUUUGGGGUGGGGGUAGUGGAGCACCUGUGUAUUUCAUUGCCUUAUUUGCUAUGCUGUUUGAUUAAAUGCCACUUGUUUUGAAUUAGUGUGUCUUAUGUGUGUCCAAUAAAAGUAAGCACACUUGUG